Molecule: messenger RNA, 1479 nt
Organism: Colletotrichum orchidophilum
Lineage: Eukaryota; Fungi; Ascomycota; Sordariomycetes; Glomerellales; Glomerellaceae
Product: YidC/Oxa1 family membrane protein insertase
Exons: 3
Coding region: 1-1479 (492 amino acids)
Biological process (GO): protein insertion into mitochondrial inner membrane from matrix; mitochondrial respiratory chain complex IV assembly
Cellular component (GO): mitochondrial inner membrane
Molecular function (GO): membrane insertase activity
Source: RefSeq, a predicted model, not a curated record
AUGCUGCCCAGCAGAGGCAUUCUUCGCUCCCUCCCCUCCGCGAGGGCGACCAGCAGCAUAACCCGCCAGACGAUCUCCCGGGCACCCAGACGAAUCGGAGAUGGACGGCAAUUUGGAACCUCGAUGCGCAACGGCAGUGCGCCCUGGGCGGCGCUGAGAUCGACCAACUCUAGACUCGGUGGCCUCGCCGGCACAGUAGCCAUCGGCGGCUCCCUCGAGACGAGAAGAGCCAUCUCCCUCUGGGACAAGUCUGAACCCCAGCCUACACCAUCAGCAACGUCACCAGCUGCGCCCGUAGCGCCCGCUGCGCCCUCGGCAUCCGUCGCAGAACCAGCCGCCGUCGACGCUGCCUCAGCAUCUGCCUCAUCCAUUCCACCGGUUACCCCCGAUGCCGCCGUCCCCUCGACUUCCCUCCCCGAGCUCGACGCCGCCACCCUCCUCGACCUCCCCGAACAAAUCGGCUUCCUCAAGACCCUCGGCCUCGACUUUGGCUGGGGCCCUUCGAGCGUGAUGCAAUGGGCCUUGGAGCACGUCCACGUCCUCUCCGGCAUGCCGUGGUGGGGCUCCAUUGCCGCGACGGCCAUCCUCCUGCGUCUCAUCAUGUUCAAGCCGCUCCUCAAGUCCCAGGACACCUCGGCGAGGAUGCAGAAGCUCCACACGGACCCGGCAUACGACGAAACCCGGAAAGCUCUCACAGAGGCCAUGUCUCGCGGUGACUCGGCCGCCAUGACUGAGCUCCGUCGCGACCUAUCGAUGCUGAACAAGCGCGCCGGCGUCAACCCCCUCAACGCCUUCUGGGGUCUCCUCCAGAUCCCCUUUGGAUACGGCAUGUUCCGUGUUCUCAACGGCGCUGCCAGCAUCCCCGUCCCCGGCAUGGAGACUGGCGGUUUCCUCUGGAUCACAGAUUUGACUGUCUCUGAUCCCUACUUCCUCCUGCCCAUCGCCGGUCCGGUGGCGAUGUUUGCCAUGGUCAAGCUCGGCUCCAAGUACUCCACGCCUCAAGCCAAGGCCCAACAGAAGCUUAUGAUGUACAUCCUCGGACCCCUGUCCGUAAUCUUCACCUCAUACCUCCCCGCCGGCGUCCAGUUCUACUUCUUCAUCACCGGUAUCAUCGGUGUGGCCCAGAACUGGCUCUUCUCCAAGGCCUCCUUCCGCACCCUCUUCGGCCUCACGCCCAUCGGUCCCGGACCCGCCGCCGCUCCCAUCACCACCACAGCCACCAACUCUUCCGCUCCCACGCGUCUGACCUACCAGGCCCCACGUUCUACUCCUGAGCCGACAACCCCUGCGGCCGACAGCGGCAGCAUCAAGGGCAUCGUCGACAACUUCAAGCAGACUGUCCACAACGCCAAGGGCGGUGCCGGAAACCACCUCGAGGCCGGCCGCAAGCGUGAAGCGGAGAAGGCUGCUAAGAAGUAUGCCGAGCAAAGGGGCGAGCAAGAACGGCAAAAGUUUUGGAGCGAGACGCGGAGGAAGUAG